Pangasianodon hypophthalmus (striped catfish) is the source of this 1011-nucleotide messenger RNA. RefSeq names its product spermatogenesis-associated protein 48. The record is from RefSeq and is a predicted model, not a curated record. NCBI's taxonomy places the organism in Eukaryota, Metazoa, Chordata, Actinopteri, Siluriformes, Pangasiidae.
AUGAAUAAAUAUAUGAAUGCACUGUAUAAAAGGGGACACUACGACAUUGAGAGCUUGAUGGAAAGAGUCAGCUAUGUUUUUAUUAAGCUCCAGCCUCAGGCCUCUGCCCUGAGCCCCGGUGCUCCUCUGGCCCCGCUGUGGGGUGGUGUCAUGUGCCCCACUCAGUGACACAGACACAAUCCCACACAGACACACACCCACACACUGUGUACUGCUCCAUCUGAUCAGAGGGCAGUGACACAUCGACCUCACACUCCCUCACUCAGACCUGCAGCCGGGACGUAUGAGACACACUGGAACUCCAGAGUCAAAGUUAAGCUUGAAAGGAAUGAUGCAUGUACCUUUCUUCCCCCUAAAUCGAUGGACAAGGAUUUGCGGUACAUCUACACAUCAGAAGCUCAAAGAGGUUAUGAAGAUAUAAACUGGGACUCUAAGUUAUACCCUCAUCUCAAACCAACACUGAGUACUCUGGAGAAAAUGGCAGACACUGUAAGCCAGUGCUUCGCUUUGAAGAGCCAUAGCAGGCCUGAACUAUGGCGGACUAUUGGACCUCAUUGGAAUAGGCAUCAGAUUCAUGCCUUAUAUGAUGUGAAGAAAGCCUUCAGUUUCACCAGCCCAUGUCGAAAAACAGGACAAAUUCCUUUAUAUAAGUAAGUGGUUGCAGAAGAUAUUGACAUCCCAGAGAAAGACUUCAUCUCACUGACAGUGCUGUGUACCGUCUUACCUCCCGACACUCCCACAGUCAACCAUCCCACUAUUCCUGGUUAUACUGGGGAAGCUCUCAGACCACACACCGUAGCCACCGGCCAGCCGCCUUCAAUGCUCACUCAUCAGACUACAGGGUGGGUGAUCUGUGUAUUUUGUAGGAGCAGUUCAACACCAUCAUCCUAUGAUAGGCAAGGCCCUCUGUCCCCUCUGGUCAUCACUGUCCCACCAGGCAAUCAUUUCCUUCAACCUAAAGCUCCCUCACCUCCCAUUUGUUCAUAGUCUCAAUGCACAAAAAUGGAAUAG